This is a messenger RNA of Columba livia (rock pigeon), 16603 nucleotides long. RefSeq names its product lysine methyltransferase 2D (gene KMT2D). NCBI's taxonomy places the organism in Eukaryota, Metazoa, Chordata, Aves, Columbiformes, Columbidae. Gene Ontology annotation, biological process: positive regulation of transcription by RNA polymerase II. Gene Ontology annotation, molecular function: histone binding; transcription coactivator activity; histone H3K4 methyltransferase activity. The record is from RefSeq and is a predicted model, not a curated record. Gene Ontology annotation, cellular component: nucleus; MLL3/4 complex.
CAGCUCCCGCCGCGCACCGUCUCCCUCCGCCCGAGCCCCUGCCGCCAAGUAGUGCGGGCGCGGCGCCCCCCGGCCGCGGCCCCCAGGGCGCAGCGCGGCGGCCCCGGCGGGGCGGGCGGGCGGACGGGGCGGGGCGGGGGCGGGCGGCGGGACCUACUUUCCUCUGGAAAUGGCCGCGCCGGGGAGCACCGUCCGCCCCGCGCCCCGAGGCCCGUCGGCGUAGGGCGGCCGCGGGGCCGCGGGCCCCCUCCGAGGGACGCCGAAGGCAGGAUGGACGAGCAGAAGCCGCCCGGCAGCGAGGAGAAGGAUGCGGAUGCGCCAGCCGAUCGGGCCGUGGCCUUGGAGGAGAUGGGCAGCGCGGAGGGGGACCCCCUGAAACUCCCCAAAGGAGCCUCCGCGGGGCCGGAGUUGGAGAGCAUGGACACAAAGGGACCCAGGUGAGGCUGCGUGGGCACGGGGGGGUGGCACGGAGCUGGCGGGGGUUGUCUCUGACCCCCCCGUCCGUCUCGCAGCACGCCGGCCCGCCGCUGCGCCCUCUGCAACUGUGGGGACUGGAGCCCGCACGGGCAGCAGGAGCUGCAGCGCUUCGAGCCGGCGCCGGACUGGCCCGAGCAGCUGGUGGGGCACAACCCCCCUGGGGGUCCUGGCCACCCCACCCUGGAGUUGGAGCCGGUGGGCGAUGACCUGGCGCAGAUCGGCUUCUCCGAGCAGGUGACUCCGGUGCAGCUCUUCUUCCCUGCAGGGCACUGCUGGGUCCACCGCUGGUGCGCAGCCUGGUCUGUGGGGCAGGAGGCGGCGGGGACGGCCGGCGUGGUCAGAGCUGUUUUCUCAGGGAUCUCACAGAAAUGUGAACACUGUCAGCGGCUGGGGGCCACCAUCCCGUGCCGGGCGGCCGGUUGCCCCCGGCUCUACCACUUCCCCUGCGCCGCUGCCAGCGGCUGCUUCCAGUCCAUGAAGACGCUGCGGCUGCUCUGUCCCCAGCACCUGGCCGAGGCCCUGCAGAUGGACGACGCCCGGUGCUCGGUGUGCGAUGGGCCGGGUGACCUGCGGGACCUGGUUUUCUGUACGGGCUGUGGGCAGCACUACCACGGGGGCUGCCUGGAUGUCGCCCUGACGCCUCGCAAGCGCUCGGGCUGGCAGUGCCCCGAGUGCAAAGUGUGCCAAACCUGCAGGCAGCCCGGCCAGGACUCCAUGAUGCUGGUGUGCGAGGCGUGCGACAAGGGCUACCACACCUUCUGCAUGGAGCCGGCCAUCGAGAGCCUCCCCACCGACUCCUGGAAGUGCAAGAACUGCCGGGUCUGUUCGGACUGUGGCCGGCGCCCGGCAGAGCUCGGCCCUGGCUGCCAGUGGUACCAGAGCUACUCGCUGUGCCAGGGCUGCCAGCAGCACCGCGGCGCCCAGAACGCUCGUGGGACACCGGCACACGCGCCACAGCCAGCCCCCCCCGCCCAGACGUUGACGUGCCCCAACUGCAGUGAACCGACGGACGUGCCCGUCCCCUCGCCAGAGCCCGUGGGGUGCAGCGAGAAGCCGCAGCCUGGGGGGGAUCCCAGGGAGGGACCCCUGGGCGCUGGGGGGUCUCCUCCUGGCAAACCGAGCCCUGCGGAGCUGCCCCCUGAUGAACUGCCCCUCGACAAGCCACUUCCUGAUGAGUUGCCCCCCGAUGUGCAGGCCCCUGAGGAACCCCCUCCUGUCGUGGAGCCCCCCGAGGAGCCCCCUCCUCUCAUGGAGCCCCCUCCUCUCGUGCAGCCCUCCGAGGAGCCCCCUUCUCUCAUGCAGCCCUCCGAGGAGCCCCCUCUUCUCAUGCUGUCCCAUGAUAAGCCACCCCCUGAUGAGCUGCCCCUUGAGAGACUGUCUCUUGAGAAGCCACCUCUUGAUGGAGCCCCCCUCGAGCAGCUGCCCCCCAACGAGCAACCCCUUGACGUACCUCCCCUCAACGAGCUGCCCCCCAAUAAGCAACUGCUCGAGAAGUUGCCCCCCGACGAGCUGCCGCUUGAUGAGCCACCCCUUGGCAAAUCGCCCCCCGACAAGUUGCCCCUUGGCAAAUCACCCCCUGACAAGUUGCCCCUUGACAAAUCGCCCCCCGACGAGCUGCCCCUUGACAAAUCGCCCCCCAGUGAGCUGCCCCUUGACAAAUCGCCCCCUGAUGAGCGGCCCCUCGAUAAGUCUCCCCGCGACGAGCCGCCUCCCAACGAGCUGCCCCUUGACGCGCUGCCCCCCGAUGAGCUGCAUACCACCAAGCGCCCCCUGGACGAGCUGCCCCUCGAGGAGCUUCCCCCUGCCGAGCUGUCCCCCGAAGAGCCGCUCCCCAGCGAGCCGCCCCCCGAGGAGGACCCCACGCCACCAGGUCUCGUCCCCGAGGUGGCUGUGGCAGAGGAAGCGCCAGCCCUGGCCCCAGCGGUGCUCCCCGAAGAGGAGAUGGAGCUGGAGCUGGAGCCCUUGCUGCCCCCCGAGACGGCACCGCCACCCCCAGCUCCCCCAGAUCUCCGCGCUGUCUCGCCCGUCCUCCCCCGAGACCCAUCACCUGACACCAAGGAGGACGAAGUGCCCGAGCUGCGCCCCCCAGCCCUGCCCGAGCCCCCCAGCAGCCCCAGCACCGCCAUGGACACUGAGCCCCCUGGUUCCCCACCGCCCCCCUUGGGCUCUCCUGUCUGCGCCCCGGCCCCCACCGAGCCCCUGGAGGAUGAGGAGAUGGAGAUGGCCGGGGGCGAGGGGGAGUCACCAGCCAGCCCCCCCGGAGCCGCCCCCCACGCCAGCCCAGCCCCAGAGCUGGGGCCCUUCCCGGGCCUGCCUGAGGAGGAGGAAGAGGAGGAGGAAGAGGCACCGAGGUUGGAGCGGGAGGGCACGAGCGGGAGCUCCCCACCGCUGAGCGAGGAGGAUGCGCUGGAAGAAGGUCGGGCUGGGGGGGACCCCGAAGCCAAGGGGUCCCCUUUGCUGCUGGAGCCAGAGGAGCUGGGCCCCGAGACCCCCAUGGAGGUUUGCGCUGCUGGGGAGAAGCUGCUGGGGCGUGGGGACGAGGCGGGUCCCGAGCCCCCCACCCUGCGUCCCCGGCCCGACAUCCUCAACGAGAUCUCCAAUCUGAGCCAGGGGGACACCAGCAGCAGUUUCCCUGGCUCGGAGCCGCUGCUGGGGUCCCCGGACCCCGAGGGUGGGGGGUCGCUGUCCCUCGAGCUGGGCCCAGCCUUGGCUGACGCCAGCCUGCAGAAGGAGGAUGCUGCGUCGCUGCCGCUGGGUGCCGAGACCGACGACUCGCUGCUCUUCGAGCCAGCCGCCAAAGGGGACGGGGACAAGAGCCGGCGGCGCAGCUCCCCGGGGCGUUCCCGUGUCAAGCAGGGUCGCAGCAGCAGCUUCCCGGGGAGGAGACGCCCCCGAGGUGGGUCCCAUGGGGGCCGGGGCCGGGGCCGUGCGCGCCUGAAGUCGACCACCUCGUCCGUUGACACCCUAGCACUUGCCGACGUGGAGAGCUCACCCAGCAAGGAGGAGGAUGAGGACGAUGACGACACGAUGCAGAACACGGUCGUUCUCUUCUCCAACACUGACAAGUUCGUGCUCAUGCAGGACAUGUGUGUGGUGUGCGGCAGCUUCGGGCGCGGGGCCGAGGGCCACCUCCUCGCCUGCUCCCAGUGCUCCCAGUGCUACCACCCCUACUGCGUCAACAGCAAGAUCACGAAGGUGAUGCUGCUAAAGGGCUGGCGCUGCGUGGAGUGCAUCGUGUGCGAGGUGUGCGGCAAAGCCUCCGACCCCUCCCGCCUCCUGCUCUGCGACGACUGUGAUAUCAGCUACCACACCUACUGCCUGGACCCCCCCUUGCAAACCGUCCCCAAGGGCGGCUGGAAGUGCAAAUGGUGCGUGUGCUGCGUGCAGUGCGGGGCGGCGUCCCCCGGCUUCCACUGCGAGUGGCAGAACAACUACACCCACUGCGCGCCCUGCGCCAGCCUGGUCGUCUGCCCCUUCUGCCGCCAAAAAUACGUGGAGGACGACCUGCUCAUCCAGUGCCGGCACUGCGAUCGGUGGCUGCAUGCGGCGUGCAACAGCCUCUUGACGGAGGAGGAGGUGGAGCAGGCUGCGGAUGAAGGCUUCGACUGCAGCGCCUGCCAGCCCUACGUGGUCAAACCGGCUGUGCCCACGCCUCCCCCGGAGAUCGCCGCCAUCAAGGCUAAAGAGCCGGAGCCCCAGUAUUUCCGCUUCGAGGGCGUGUGGCUGACGGAGACGGGCAUGGCCGUGCUGCGCAACCUCUCCCUCUCGCCCCUGCACAAGCGGCGGCAGCGCAAGGGCCGGCCGGGCGCCCUCAACGGGGACGGGGCGCUGGAGGGGGGUGACCCCCUGGGCCCCGAUGACAAGAAGGAUGGUGACCUAGACGCUGACGAGCUGCUCAAAGCUGAAGUGGGUGUUGAGCACAUGGAGUGCGAGAUCAAGCUGGAGGCUCCGGCCAGUCCCGACCGCGACAUUGGAGCCGAUGGGGACUCGGGGAAGGGGCUGGAGGACCCGGAGGAGAGCAAGAAGAGGAAGCGUAAACCCUACCGGCCCGGCAUUGGCGGCUUCAUGGUGCGGCAGCGCAAGUCCCACACCCGCCUGAAAAAGGUCUCGGUGGUGCUGGCUGAAGUGGGGCGCGAGGGGCUGAGCGCUGAGGGGCACCCCGAGGACGGGGCUCCGGGGGACCUCCCGGCUGAGGGCGGCCUGGAUCCCAGCUCAGCAGAAGGGGGGACGAGAAGAAGAAACCGGGGAAGGAAGAAGAGCAAGUUGGAGGACAUGUUCCCUCCCUACCUGCAGGAGGCGUUUUUUGGGAAGGCGCUGAUGGACCUGAGCCGGAAGGCGCUGCUGGCGGCGGGGGGCGGGGGGGACGGGGCCGCCCGCCCCUCCCUGGGCCAGGGCGCCCCCCGAGCCAAGGGGGACCCCAGCCUGGCCGGGGCGCUGCAGGGUGUCCCCCUCGACAGGAGGGAGACCCCCAUGCACCCCCGAGGGGACGACAGCACCGAUGGCAGCGCCGCCGCUCCCGAUGAUGACGGCAAGGACGACGCGAAGGCCGAGGACCUCGGGCCUGACGAGCCAAAGGAUUCCCCAGACCCCGGGGACACCGAGAAACCGGCCAGCCCGGGCGAGUGUGCGCUGAGCUCCGACCUCGACAAGAUCCCCACGGAAGAGCUGCCCAAGAUGGAGAGCAAAGACGUCCAGCAGCUGUUCAAGGACGUGCUGGGCUCGGCGGCGGGGGAGCAGCCCCUCAACUGCGUGGCUGCGGGGAUGGAGGCCGGCGGCGCAGGGCAGGACCCCGGCCGGGGGCAGCGGCCGUUCCUGCAGGGGGAUCUCCAGCUGCCGGGGCAGGGGAGCGUUUCCCUGGGCUCGCUCUCCGGAUCUGUCUCGCUGGACUCGUACUCGGGCAUCUGCCAGUCCCCGUUCCUGGACAGCAGGGAGCGGAGUGGCUUUUUCAGCCCAGACCACUGCGAGCCCGAGAGCCCCUGGGCCAGCAGCUCGGCCGCCACCACCCCCUCGACCCCCACGACGCCCACGACGGAGGGCGAGGGCGACGGGCUGUCCUACAACCAGCGCAGCCUGCAGCGCUGGGAGAAGGACGAGGAGCUGGGCGAGCUCUCCACCAUCUCCCCCGUCCUCUAUGCCAACAUGAACUUCCCCAACCUCAAGCAGGAUUAUCCAGACUGGUCGAGCCGCUGCAAACAGAUCAUGAAGCUCUGGAGGAAGGUCCCUGCCACAGACAAAGCCCCUUAUUUGCAAAAGGCCAAAGAUAACCGGGCGGCUCAUCGCAUCAACAAGGUGCAGAAGCAGGCCGAGAGCCAGAUCAACAAGCAGACCAAAGGGGAGGGACUGCGCAAGCCCGAGCGGCCCUCGCUGCACCUGCGGAUCCCGGUGCCGCCGGGGGCACAGCCCGUCUACAUCGGCAGCCCCCCCACCGACACCGAGGGCUUCCUGAAGCCACCGGGUGCCGGAGCGGGGCCGGAGUCGCCCAGCGAGCUCUUCCUCAAGCUCCCGCAGUCCCCCGCCCAAGUGCCUUCGCACGAUCCCUACGGCGCGGCGCCCGCCUACGCGCUGGAGCCCCGCUUCCCCUCGCCCCUGGGCCAGAGCCCCCACGGCGGGCGCUGCUUCCAGCCCUUCCCCGGCCAGCCAGCCGGCCCCCGCCCCGGCCCUGGCUCCCAGCCCCCCGAAUUCCACCCCACAUCCCCUGGCACCCCCCGGCACCAGCCCGGCACCCCUGACCCCUUCCUGAAGCCCCGUUGUCCCUCCUUGGACAACCUCUCGGUGCCGGGGAGCCCCGGGGCCCGACCCCCUGAGGCUUUGCUCUCUCCCCUGCCCUUUGGGGAGCAGAAGAAGGGCCUGGAGGUGAAGAAGGAGGAUGGGGGUAGCCUGGGGGUCUGCUCGCCCGGCUACGCCCCUGCCAUGGGCUACGGGGACUCCUCGGGCGGCCCCCACCUUUCGGCUGUGGAGCUGAAGGCGCCCGAUGUGUUCAAAGCCCCCCUGACCCCCCGGGUGUCCCAGGUGGAGCCGCAGAGCCCAGGGCUGGGGCACCGGCCCCUCGACCCCCACCCGCUGGCCCCCUCGCCCCCCGGCCACCCUGAGCUCUACCGCCAGUCGCCCUACCCGGACCCCUACUCGCAGCCCCCGCUGACGCCACGGCCGCAGCCGCCCCCCGAGUCCUGCUGCGCCCCCCCGCCCCGCUCCCUGCCCUCCGAGCCCUUUGCCCGCGUCCCCGCCAGCCCCCAGUCCCAGUCCAGCUCGCAGUCCCCCCUCACCCCCCGGCCGCUCUCCAACGAAGCCUUUUGCCAGUCACCUGUCACCCCCCGGUUCCAGUCCCCGGACCCCUAUUCGCAGCCGCCCUCCCGGCCCCAGUCCCGGGACCCCUUCACGCCGCUGCACAAACCCCCCCGGCCCCAGAUCCCGGAGCCAGGGUUCAAGUCAAUGCCGCUCUCACACAGCCCGGCAGCCGGCGGGGGCUUCGGGGGCACCUCGGGGGCUGAACCCCACGCCAAGGCAGCAGCGGGAGGGCAGCAGCCCCCCUUCUCCCGCUCCCCUGGCGCCAGCGUCUUCUCGGGGAACCAGCCCCCUAUGCGCUUCACCUUCCCCCCGGCCGUCUCGGAGCCGCUCAAGGGCUCCCCGUCCCACCAGCCCCACGGGAUCAACAGCCAUUACGGUCCCGGGAAGCCCCAGAGCUCGGCCUACAUCUCAUCCCCUGGCUUCCACCAGGCCGGCAGCCCGCUGGCUCCCGGCACCCGCGACACCUACAGCCUCUCGCCGCUGCGGCCACCCUCGGUCCUGCCGCAGCCCCCGGCUGCCCCGCAGCAGCCAGACGGCUCCGUCACCUUCCUGCCCCGAGCCGCGCUGGGGCCGGCGGCCGACAAGAGGGAGGAGGCGGCCGUGGGGCUCUCGGUGCCCCCGAACCGGGAGCUGGCGGAGCUGCCGGGAAGCCAGGACGGGGCUCUCGGCACUAUGAGCCAGUCGGAGCUGGAGAAGCAGCGGCAGCGCCAGCGGCUCCGCGAGCUGCUGAUCCGGCAGCAGAUGCAGCGCAACAGCCUGCGGCAGGAGAAGGAGAACGCGGCGGCGGCUGCCACCCCCUCGCCGGCGGGCUGGACCCCCGAGGCUGGCAGUGCAGCCUUCGAGCUCAGCCGGGCCAUGGCCCCGGGCUACCAACCGGCACAGGACAAGGGUCUCCUGGGGACACUGGCCACCGCGGCCAGUGCUGGGAAGCUGCCUGGCUCCGUCAUGGUGCAGGCAGCGUUCGGGCAGGACGAGCGGCUCUCCCGGCCCCCGCCGGCCCCCACGCCGACAGCACUGGACAUCAAUGGGAGGGCAGCGGUGGGACCCCCCCAGACCUUCUACCCCCGCGGGGGGGUCUUCCCAGCGCCAGCCCCGCAGCAGCAGCAGCAGCAGCAGCAGCACCUCUGGCAGCAGCAGCAGGCAGCAGCCGCAGCCCUGCGGCUCCCCGGCACCCCCCGCUUCGUGCCCCCGGCCGCCGCCACCCCCGUGGGCAACCUGGGGGCCCGCCUGCCGGCCCCCCCUGAAACACUGUCCGCCUCGCCCGCCACCCUAGGCGCCCCUUUCAUCGAGCUGCGCCACAACGUGCAGAAAGGACCCGGGGGUGUUGUGGGCUCCCCCUUCGCCCCCCAGGCGCCCCGGCCACGCUUCUUCCUGCCCGGGGAGGAGGGAACCCCCCAGGCCCUCUGCGCCCCUGUCGUGCCCAUGCAGGUGCUCCCCACGCCAGCGCUGCAGCCGCAGAAGAUCCCGUUGCCGCCGGCUUCGCCGCAGGGGGCUGAGAUGAGCAACACGCACCACCAGCCCCACGGCAAAGCGACCGCCCCCCCGCCGCUUCCAGCCCCCGGCCUGGAGCUGCCACGCGUCCCCCCACGGCCACUGUCCUCCGGCUCAGCCCUGCGCCCCGACGAGUGCAAGGACGGUCCCGCACCAGACCCCGCGCCGGCCCCCACCCCAGGGAAAAGCCACUUGAGCCUGGAGGGGACGCGUCUGCCCUGCGAGGUGCCAGUGGAGCCCGAUCUGGAUGAUGAUUUUGGCUCUCACAAGGAUCUGGAAGACGAUGAUGAUUUGGCCAACCUGAGCCUGGAUCCGGACGUGGCGAAAGGGGACGAUGACCUGGACAACCUGGACAGCCUGGAGACAGCAGAUCCCCACCUCGACGACCUGCUGAACGGCGACGAGUUCGACCUGUUGGCGUACACCGACCCCGAGCUGGACACUGGGGACAAGAAGGACAUUUUCAACGAGCACCUUCGCCUGGUCGAGUCGGCCAACGAGAAAGCCGAGCGCGAAGCCCAGCUCAAAACGGAGCCGCUGGCGCCCGGCUUGAAGCUCCCCAGCCCCGGGGACGGCAAAGAUGCCAUGGCCCCAUCCGUGGAGGACCGGGUGGUGCCCAAGGACACGCUGGUGCCCAGGGUGGGCUUGGGACCCUCUCCCUGCCCACCGGGUGCCGUUCUGGCGCCCGGCGCGGAGGCGAAGGCCGGCUCGCUGCCCACCGACGUCAAGCCCAAGCUGGAGGACGGCUGCCUCAAAACCUCCCCCUGCCAGUUCACCGCCGGCGGCCCCGAGCAGCUCCCAGGCCCCGUCAAGUCGGAGGCUUUGCAGGGCACGGAUAAGAUCUCGGCCUCGCUGGGGUUGAGCCUCAAACCCGGCCAGACCCUCCUGAGCCCCGGGGCCGGCCCGGCUCGCCUUGGCUUGGCGCAUUUCGCUCCCGGCAGCCACGCUGGUGUCCCCACGCCGGAGAAGGACCCGUACGCCGGCCGCGGGCUGGCCCCUGCCCAGCUGGGCAACCAGGGCAACCCCUUGUUGGAGAAGUUUGAGCUGGACGGGGGAUCCCUGGGCCUGGGCAGCGCCCGGCACUCGCCAGCCGACGACCUGGACAAGAUGGAGAGUUCGCUGGUGGCCAGCGAGCUGCCGCUGCUCAUCGAGGACCUGCUGGAGCACGAGAAGAAGGAGCUGCAGAAGAAACAGCAGAUGUCAGCCCAGCUGCCCCGCAGCACCCCCCACCUCCCCGGGCACCCACUGCUGCCCCCCGAGGGGCAACCGCCCCGCCUGGGCACCCCACAGCCCCCCCUGCAGCUGGGGCUGGUGGCCAGGCCGCCGCUGAUGCCGCCGCAGCCGCCGCGGCUCGGCGCAGCCCAGCAGGGCCCGGCGCUCACCCCCCACAUGGGCAUGGCCCCUGCGCAGCCCCACGUGCUGGCGGCGUCCCCCGGCGUGCAGGUGGCCCUGGCGCAGCCGCAGCAGAGCCAGCAGCAGGUGCUGGUGCAGAAGCCGAUGGCCGGGGUGCAGCCCCCCGGCCUGGGCCUGAAGCCCCCCCAGCUCGUCAUGCAGCAGCAGUUGGCCAACAGCUUCUUUCCAGACACAGAUCUGGACAAGUUUGCGGCUGAGGACAUCAUGGACCCCAUUGCCAAGGCCAAGAUGGUGGCGCUGAAGGGCAUCAAGAAGGUGAUGGCCCAGGGCAGCAUCGGGGUGGCCCCGGGCAUGAACAGGCAACAGGUUUCACUGCUGGCCCAGCGGCUCUCGGGCGGCCCGGCCGUGUCCGAGAUGCAGAACCACUUGCUGGCAGGGAGCGGGCAGGAACGGAGCAGCACCGACCCGACCCAGGCUCGCCCCAACCCCCCCACCUUUGCGCAGGGCGUCAUCAACGAGGCCGACCAGCGGCAGUACGAGGAGUGGCUGUUCCACACGCAGCAGCUCCUGCAGAUGCAGCUGAAGUUGCUGGAGGAGCAGAUCGGGGCGCACCGCAAGUCACGCAAGGCUCUCUGCGCCAAGCAGCGCACCGCCAAGAAAGCCGGCCGGGAGUUCCCUGAGGCCGACGCCGAGAAGCUGAAGCUGGUGACGGAGCAGCAGAGCAAAAUUCAGAAGCAGCUGGACCAGGUGCGGAAGCAGCAGAAGGAACACACCAACCUCAUGGCCGAGUACCGCAACAAACAGCAGCAGCACCAGCACCAGGCCUCGGCCGUCAUGGCCCUCAGCCCCUCGCAGAGCCCCCGCCUCAUGUCCAAGCUCCCCGGGCAGCUGCUCUCAGCUCACGGCGUCCAGCAGCCCACGGGGACCGUGGUGGGGGCGCAAGGCCUGGGCCAGCAGCCGGGACAGCCCGGGGGGCUGCGCCUGCCGCAGGGCGGCGUGUCCAUGGCCGUGCCGCAGAGCCUGCCCUUCAUGGGCCAGCAAGGCGUGGGCAACGCGCCGGUGCCCGGCACCUCCACCGCCUUCUUCAGCGGGAACCCCACGCUGCGUGGGCUGGCUGCCGACAGCCGCCUGCUGCAGGAGAGGCAGCUCCAGAGGAUGCAGCUGGCGCAGAAGCUGCAGCAGCAGAACAUGCUGGGCCAGGUGUCGCUGCAGCAGCAGGCGGGCAUGAUGGGUCAGACGGCCAUGCAGCAGCAGGGUGUGAUGGGACAAGCGUCGCUGCAGCAGCCCAGUGUGAUGGCACAGACAUCCAUGCAGCAACCAGGUGCGAUGGGCCAAGCGUCGAUGCAGCAGCAGAGCGUCAUGGGUCAGGCAGCGAUGCAGCCGCAGGGCAUGAUGGCGCAGACAUCGCUGCAACAGCCGGGUGUCAUGGGACAAGCUGCAAUGCCACAGCUGGGCAUGAUGGCACAGACGACAUCGCUGCAGCAGCAGGGUGUGAUGGGACAAGCGGCCAUGCAGCAGCCAGGCAUCAUGGGACAAGCCUCAAUGCCGCAGCCCGGCGUCAUGGCGCAGCCGGCGCUGUCGCAGCCCGGUGUCAUGGGCCAGGGCUCGCUGCAGCCCGGAUUGCUGGGCCAGCAGCAGGCAGCAGCGGCUCCGCAGCCCGGCGCUGUGGGGCAGCCCCUGGUGCCGAAGCAGCCGGGGCUCUUAGGCAGCCAGCAGAGCCUCCUGGUCCAGCAGCUCUCGCCGCAGCAGCAGCCGGGGCUGCUGGGCCACACGCCGGCACCGGGGCUGCAGCACCAGGCGGUGCUGGGCCACCCCCCGCCCCAGCGGCAGCUGCUCCUGGGCCCCCACCAGCAGCGGGUGCUGGGCUCGCCGCAGCUGCCCCCGCAGACUCCAGGGAUGUUGGGCCACCGGCUCGUGUUGUCCCAGCAGCUGGGGCAGUCGCGGGCGCUGCUGGCCCCGCAGCAGCAGCAGAACUCGGCGGUUGCCCAGCCCGGGCUCCUGGGGGUGGGCCAGGGGCAGCCGCCCAUCCAGCACUUUCCGCAGCAUGGGGGGGUGGGCCAGGCCCCCCCCUCUGCACUGCACCUGAGUCAGGGACUGCAGCCGGCCCCGGCCGUCCUGCCUGCCAAGGAUCAGCCCGCAGGGGCGGAUGGCAGCGCCCUGCCCGCCGAGGGCAGCGAGAGUGGGGGGCAGCUGCACGGGGGCCCCCAGGAGCAGCCGGGAGCCCUCAACCCCCCAGGGCUGGGCAGCCCGGAGCCCCCGGCCCCCCAGCUCCUCCUGGCGUCCCCACAGCCGGCAUUGCGGGCGGCCCCGGUGCAGCCAGGCCCCCUGCUUGCCCCCCCGCUGCAGAGCCCUGGUGCCCCCCAACCCGAGCUGUCCCAGCAGCAAGGGGACGCUGCCGGGCUGGCGGAGCCACCGCUGGGCUGCGGGACGGGCCAGGCACCGGGCAUGGCGCUGCCACCGGCACCACGGCCACCGGAGCAGGUGGGCAAGGGGCCAUCAGGCUUGCUGCAGGGCCAGCCGCAGCCCCCCCGGCUGCAGAGCCCCGGGCAGCACAAAGCGGGGCCGGCGGCGCUCCCCACCGGCGUCCUGGGGCAGGUGCCGGGGCAGGUGAUGGGCCAGAUCCGGGCGCAGCUCCAGGGCGUCCUGGCCAAGAACCCGCAGCUGCGGCACCUGACGCCACAGCAGCAGCAGCAGCUCCAGGCGCUCCUGGUGCAGCGGCACCAGCAGAACCUGCUGCAGCAGAGCCCGGCGCUGCUGCCCCCCAGCCCCUUCCCCGGGCAGGCCCCGGAGCACAGCGCCCCCGCCGCCCGCCAGCCCCCCCAUCAGCUGGGGCCGCUCUUCCAGCCGCAACCGGGUGCCCCGGCGGAGCCACAGACCAGCUUUGCCACAGAGCAGGGCCGGGGGGGACCGGGGCAGCCCCCCCAGCAGCCCCUGGCUGAGCUGGUGCAGGCGGCCCUGGCUGCCCGCGGCCCCCAGCCCGGCCCCGUCCGGCUCCCCACGCCGCCGGCCCCUGAGCAGAGCCCCCAAGAGCCAAAGAAGACGUUCCCGGGGGUCCCGGCCUCGGCUCCCAGCCCCGCGGAGCCAGGGUUGACCCCCCCAGCGAGCGGCCCCCUCCCCGCCCCGCCACACGGCUCCUGGGACCCCGAGGCGCCCAGCACGGACCCAGCUGACCCCGGCGAGACCCACAUCAACGGGGCCGCGCUGGAGGGGGCUCCUGCGGCUGGGGAAACUGCCCAGGUGUUGGUGAAGCAGGAGCCGAAGGAGGAGGCAGCGGUGGCACCGUGUGAGCUGGACAAGGACGAGGCGGCAAAGCCGGAGGCCAACGGGGAUACCGGGAGCAGCCUGAGCAGCAGCGCGCUGGCAGCGGGCGGGCGCUCCGAGGCCGGGCACCUGCUGCUGCAGAAGCUGCUGCGCGCCAAGAACGUGCAGCUCUCGGCGCAGAGCCCGGGCGAGCUCAACGGGCACACGGAGAGCCGGGGCGCCGGGACGGAGCCACGACCGCAGCCGGUGCUGCUGGGCCGGGAGGACCCGACCAUCGCCAGGAAGCCGGCGGCCACCAAGCCCAAGCGGGUGCAGAAGGGCAACGAGCGGGUCCCGGCCUCCCGCAAGAAGCUGCGCAAGGACGAGGGGCUGCGGCCCGGCGAGGCGCUCAUGCGGCAGCUGAAACAGGAGCUGUCGCUGCUGCCGCUGACGGAGCCGAACAUCACGGCCAACUUCAGCCUCUUCGCGCCCUUCGGCAGCAGCCCCAUCAACGGGAAGAGCCAGCUGCGCGGCGGCUUCGGCAGCGCCGUGCUCGACAGCGUGCCCGACUACUACUCGCAGCUGCUCACCAAGAACAACCUCAGCAACCCCCCCACGCCGCCCUCCUCGCUGCCCCCCACGCCCCCGCCCUCCGUGCAGCAGAAGAUGGUGAACGGCGUCACGGUCCCCGAGGAGCUGGGGGAGCAGCCCAAGGACACUGACCCAGCUCGUGAGCCCCACGGCCAGAAAGACACACCGGCCAUGGAGGUGAAGAGCCUGGACCUGCUGGCAGCUCUGCCCACCCCUCCGCACAAUCAGACCGAGGAUGUCAGGAUGGAGAGCGACGAUGAGAGCGACUCCCCCGACAGCAUCGUCCCGGCCUCGUCCCCCGAGAGCGUCCUGGGCGAGGAGCUGCUGCGCUUUCCGCUGCUCAGCGAGGCCAAGGCGGAGCGGGAGGAGCGGGUCCUGUCCCCCAUCAUCCCCAUCAUCCCCCGCGCCAGCAUCCCAGUGUUCCCCGACACGAAGCCCUACGAGACUGCCGAGACGUUUGGGGUCCCCCCCGGGAAGGCGGGGGCGGCGGGACCGGGCGCCCCGUGGGAGAAGGGCAGGGGCAGCGAGGUCUCCGUCAUGCUGACGGUGUCGGCAGCAGCUGCCAAGAACCUCAAUGGCGUGAUGGUGGCCAUGGCCGAGCUGCUGAGCGUGAAGAUCCCCAGCUCCUACGAGGUGCUGUUCCCCGACGGCCCCGUGCGCGCGGCCGUGGUCGAGACCAAGAAGGUGGAGACAGACAUGGCUGGGGUGCUGGGGGCCAAGGAGAAGGCAGCGCUGGCCGGGAAGGUGCCGGACGGCAGCUCGGAGUGGCUGAAGCAGUUCGACGCGGUGCUGCCGGGGUACAGCCUCAAGGGCGAGCUGGACCUCCUGACGCUGCUCCGCCAGGAGAGCCCCGCGCCCGAGAAGACCCUUCACCACUGCUACGUCAACAACGUCUCCAACCUGGACGUGCGGCAGCUCUCCGUCAUGCCCCAGGAGCCCUCACCCCCGCUGUCCCCCUCUGUCCCCUCCCCGGCCAGCCCCACUGAGACUGCCAGGGUCCCCGACCCCGAGGUGGCCCAGGAGGCAGCCCCGGCCCCGCUGUCCCCCCCACCACCAGCCCCCUCUCCAGCCCCCCAGGAGGAAGGGGCCGCAGCCCCCCACUCCCCACUGCGUUUCAAGCCGCGCUCGCGGCCGCCGGAGGACGGGGACGAAGCGCGGCCCCGCCUGAAGAAGUGGAAGGGGGUGCGGUGGAAACGGCUGCGCUUCCUCGUCACCAUCCAGAAAGGGGGGGCCAAGCGGGACGGCGACAAAGAGAUCGCGGAGUUCAUCGACAAGCUGGGCACCACCCUGCGCCCCGAAAAGGUGCCGCGGGACCUGCGCAAGUGCUGCUUCUGCCACGAGGAAGGCGACGGGGCCACGGACGGUCCAGCCCGCCUGCUCAACCUCGACCUCGAUCUCUGGGUCCACCUGAACUGCGCGCUGUGGUCCACGGAGGUCUACGAGACGCAGGGGGGGGCUCUGAUCAACGUGGAGGUGGCUCUGCACCGCGGGCUGCUCACCAAGUGCUCCCUGUGCCAGAGGACGGGCGCCACCAACAGCUGCAACCGCAUCCGCUGCCCCAGCGUCUACCACUUCGCCUGCGCCAUCCGCGCCAAGUGCAUGUUCUUCAAGGACAAGACCAUGUUGUGUCCCUUGCACAAGCUGAAGGGUCCCUGCGAGCAGGAGCUGAGCAGCUUCACCGUCUUCCGCCGCGUCUACAUCGAACGGGACGAGGUGAAGCAAAUCGCCAGCAUCAUCCAGCGCGGGGAGCGGCUCCACAUGUUCCGUGUGGGCGGGCUGGUCUUCCACGCCAUCGGGCAGCUCCUGCCACACCAGAUGGCCGAUUUCCACAGCGUCACGGCGCUCUACCCCGUGGGCUACGAGGCCACGCGCAUCUACUGGAGCCUGCGGACCAACAACCGGCGCUGCUGCUACCGCUGCACCAUCUGCGAGAACAACGGCCGCCCCGAGUUCGUGGUGCAGGUCAUCGAGCAGGGGCUGGAGGAUUUGGUCUUCUCUGACUCUUCGCCACAGGCCGUCUGGAACCGGAUCAUCGAGCCGGUGGCGAUGAUGAGGAAGGAAGCCGACAUGCUGCGCCUCUUCCCCGAGUACCUGAAGGGCGAGGAGCUCUUUGGUCUCACGGUGCACGCGGUGCUGCGCAUCGCCGAGUCGCUGCCCGGCGUCGAGAGCUGCCAGAACUACCUGUUCCGCUACGGCCGCCAUCCUCUGAUGGAGCUGCCGCUGAUGAUCAACCCCACCGGCUGCGCCCGCUCCGAGCCCAAAAUCCUCACCCAUUACAAGCGGCCGCAUACCCUGAACAGCACAAGCAUGUCCAAGGCGUAUCAGAGCACGUUCACGGGUGAAACCAACACCCCGUACAGCAAACAGUUCGUGCACUCCAAGUCCUCCCAGUACCGACGCCUGAAGACCGAGUGGAAGAACAACGUGUACCUGGCACGCUCCCGCAUCCAGGGGCUGGGGCUCUACGCGGCCAAGGACAUCGAGAAGCACACGAUGGUCAUCGAGUACAUCGGCACCAUCAUCCGCAACGAGGUGGCCAACCGGCGCGAGAAGAUCUACGAGGAGCAGAACCGCGGCAUCUACAUGUUCCGCAUCAACAACGAGCACGUCAUUGACGCCACGCUGACAGGGGGCCCGGCCAGGUACAUCAACCACUCGUGCGCCCCGAACUGCGUGGCCGAAGUCGUGACCUUCGACAAGGAGGACAAAAUCAUCAUCAUCUCCAGCCGGCGCAUCCCCAAGGGGGAGGAGCUCACCUACGACUACCAGUUCGACUUCGAGGACGACCAGCACAAGAUCCCCUGCCACUGCGGAGCCUGGAACUGCCGGAAAUGGAUGAACUAAGCGGGGAUAACGGGGGGGCCAGGGGCUGCGCCCCCCCUCGGAGCCCGCACCAUGACCCCCCCGGGGCCGCGGGAGGUGCCGGGGCAGGCGCCGCUGGCGACCGGGGCACGGAGGCUCCGGCGGGGCCGAGCGGGACGGACGGACGGACGAACUGGCAACUCAGGGUUUUCUUUGCUUCGUCCUGCGAGGAAGAGGAGCGGGGGGGGCAGCGCGCCCCCCCCCACCGCCCCCUCCAUCCACGGGGGGGGGUCAGAGCGAUCCCAGCAGAGCCGGAGCCCGCCGGGAACCGGCCUGGAUUCAUUAAUUAUUCUUCUUAAUUUUA